Pyrus x bretschneideri (Chinese white pear) is the source of this 1894-nucleotide messenger RNA. Its product is annotated as WD repeat-containing protein RUP2-like. NCBI's taxonomy places the organism in Eukaryota, Viridiplantae, Streptophyta, Magnoliopsida, Rosales, Rosaceae. Gene Ontology annotation, molecular function: protein binding. The record is from RefSeq and is a predicted model, not a curated record. Gene Ontology annotation, biological process: response to UV-B.
UUAUAUAGAAUAGCUAGCUUGCUACCUUCCCUAUCUACUUACGUAGCUAUCUGAAGGACUUAUCCACAUCCCUCUUCAAUACUAGUAUAUGGUUUAUGGCAGCCUAAAAUUACGCUUCCUCACCACCACUCCACUUGAUAUGAAUGGGAAAUGAAAAACUUCUCCUCAGGAAUCCAUUUCCCAGACCAACCAAGAAUUUCAGAAGAAAGAGAAAGCACAGAGGAAGGUAAAUUACCACAACAAGAAGUAGAAAAAAGAUCAGAGUUCAACAAUUGUGAAUGGGAUUUCAGUCUCUCGACGGUUGUGUCCUCCAAAGACUGCCGCGGCGCCGCAUCCAACACCCUCGGUGUAAUCGAGUUCGACCCAUCAAACACCGUCUUAGCCACCGGCGGAAUCGCCAGAAAAAUCAGAGUAUACAGCCUGAAAUCUCUAUUGCCCAAUUACGAUAAUCAAAGUUGUGGAAGUUCAAGUGAUACUAUGGCGGAUUUGAUAGACCACGUAGAUGCAUGCGACUACACCAUUUGCACUCCCGCCAAGCUCAGCAGCCUCCGCUGGCGCCCCGGAUCCGACGGCCGGGUCAUGGCCUCCGGCGACUACGACGGCGUCGUCACGGAAUACGACCUCAAAACAAAACUACCCAUCUUCGAGCGCGACGAGCACGGCGGGCGCAGAGUCUGGAGCGUGGAUUAUUCGCAUUCUGAUCCGGUUCUCGGAGCGUCUGGCUCCGACGAUGGGACACUACAGAUGUGGGACCCGCGCUGCGAGGGCGGGGAUUGCGUGGCGAGUGUACAGCCCAGUGACGCGCGAAGUCCGGUCUGCUGCGUGGAGUUUGAUCCGUUCGGGGCGCUUCUGGCCGUUGGAUGCGCGGACCGGAAGGCCUACGCCUACGAUGUUCGGAAAAUGGCGGGCCCGGUUAUGGUCUUCUACGGACACAGGAAAACCGUGACGUACGUGCGGUUUCUCGACAGCCGAACGGUGGUGACAGCUGGAACGGACGGGUGUUUGAAGCUGUGGGACACGGAGGAUUCGCGGGCGAUUGAGACGUACAAGGGGCACGCGAACAGUCGGAGCUUUGUUGGGUUAUCGGUGUGGAGAAACGGAGGGCUAAUUGGAUGCGGGUCGGAAAAUAACCGGCUUUUCGUGUACGAUAAGAGGUGGGGCGAGCCCAUUUGGGUCCACGAGUUUGGGGCGGUGGCUGCCGGUGGCAGUAGUGGUGGGUGCGGUGACGAGGAAGGCGCGUUUGUGAGUAGCGUGUGCUGGCGACAAGUUGGUGAGGAGCAGUGCACGCUGGUGGCGGGUGGAUCAGAUGGGGUUUUGCAGGUUUUUCUGGGGAGGAGGAAGUCACUCAUGUCGGGAGGAAGAGAUGAAGCUAAAAGAGAAGUUUGAGGAGACACGGAAGGAGUUUCUGUGUAAAAGACAGGCCUUUGAACACUGGUACGAAAAGUAUGUGCAGAGGCAUGCUGAAAUGGAUUAGGAGAGAGGUGAAGAUGCAAUUCCCAAGGACCCGGUCUCAGAGAAGAAAUUCAUUGCUGAGAGCUUGAAGAAGAGAAUGGAAAAGGAAUGCGAAGCUCACCAAAGACACUGUAUCCAGGUGAGGGAUAAGUUACUUGGGAGUCUCAAAACUCGCUUGCCUGAGAUCUUCCGCGCCAUGACAGACUACACUAAUGCAUGUUCCAUUACUUCGUCUGCUUCCAUCAAUGGCGAGGCGGCUGAAAAAAAAUAUGUCAUAAAAGAACUGGCGCGGAAGAAGAAAUGGGAGAAAAAGCAGGAUUGAAUGGGGAAGGAAGGAGAAGACUCCUCAUAUGCCACAAUCACCAUUUAAUUCUAGCUUUUUUUUUUAAUUAUUGGUUUAUUAAAUGGUUUUUAAUUUAAAUUAAAUUCUUAUUAAUUUAAA